Molecule: messenger RNA, 1584 nt
Organism: Amblyraja radiata (thorny skate)
Lineage: Eukaryota; Metazoa; Chordata; Chondrichthyes; Rajiformes; Rajidae
Product: deoxycytidine kinase-like
Exons: 7
Coding region: 70-1029 (319 amino acids)
Cellular component (GO): cytoplasm; mitochondrion
Molecular function (GO): deoxyguanosine kinase activity
Source: RefSeq, a predicted model, not a curated record
UGGUUCGCUGGAAGGAGACACAGUGGGAGUCAAGUGUAGGAGAGGGAGCAUGCACGCUCGCUAACCCGCAUGGCUGCAGCCCGCUUGUACCUCCACCUCCUCCAUGUGCCCCGCGGCGGCUGGCGAGAGCUGAGCCGCUCCCUUUGUGUCGGAGCGCUGGAGUCCUGGUCCCGGUCCUCGUCCGCUACCGCUACCGCUACAGACCGACGCCGCCACACCGAGUCACCCAUGGGCACUGAGGCCGAGCUAACCAGGUCCAGGUCCAGCCCCGAUGCCGACAGACCGAAACUCACCAGGAUAUCAGUGGAAGGAAACAUCGCGGUUGGGAAGUCCACCUUUGCUGAUCUGUUGCAGAGGAUGGAUGGCAAUCAGUGGGAGGUGGUUCCAGAGCCCAUUGCCGAAUGGUGCAAUAUCCCAACUACCAGCGGCAACCAGGUAGAGGCCACACAGAAGAGUGUGGGCAAUCUGCUGCAGAUGCUGUACGAGGAUGCUCACCGCUGGUCCUACACCUUCCAGACUCACUCCUGUAUGAGCCGCAUCAAAGCCCAGCUGGCCCCGCUCUCACCCAAGCUCCUGAGGGCUGAAGACCCCGUGCAGAUAUUCGAGCGAUCUGUCUACAGUGACAGGUACAUAUUUGCUUCCAGCCUUUAUGAUUUAGGUUGCUUGAAUGCCACCGAAUGGGCCAUCUAUCAGGACUGGCACACGUUUCUGCUCAAUCAGUUUGGUGCUCGGAUUGCUCUGGAAGGAAUCAUCUAUCUUCAAGCCUCCCCAGAGAAAUGUUUGGAGCGACUUCAACAAAGGGGGAGAGAUGAAGAGAAGGAUGUUCAGCUGGAUUAUCUGGAGAAGCUGCACUCGCAGCAUGAGAACUGGCUUGUGAAGAAAUCCACCGAACUUCACUUUGAGCAUCUGAAGACCAUUCCAGUGUUGGUGUUGAAUAUGAAUGAGGAGUUUGAGAAAGAUAAAACACGGCAGGAACUUCUCCUGAAACAGGUGAAGAACUUUGUGAACACAUUGAAGCUGGAGAAGUGAGGGCCAGUGGGCGUACUUUGCAGCCACGUGGUUUGGGCCAGGAGAAGCUGUAGUCAGUAGUGUUAGUGUAGGGCAGGACAGAAGUGCCUGGGUCUGGCAUUGGGCUGUGCAGGAUGUCCCCUCUGGCAACUCACCAAUAGCACUUUUCACAGAACAUGCUACCAAUAUGUUUGACGUUCGAAGAAGGGUCUCGACCCGACAUGUCGCCCAUUCCUUCUCCCCAGAGAUGCUGCCUGUCCCGCUGGGUCACUCCAGUGUUUAGUGUCCAUCUACCAAUAUUGAUAUAUUGAAUAGUACCAAUUCCACGAUGGUUCACACCCCGUUCUAGCUCGCUGUUAUCUCCCAUCACCUCUCCUGUAGAUGUUAUUCUCUACAUUUGGGUCAAUGGCUUUAAUAACCAUCUGAUGGCCUGUUUUUGCCCUGGUGAGUGGUAAGGAAUUAAGCAUUGGGGGGGGGGGGGGGCUCUUCCUCCAUCCCAUCAAUGUCUCAACUGACAGUGGCCUGAACACCACUGAUGAAUAGAAAUCCAUAUAUGAAUAAACUACUUGUAGCUCA